Molecule: messenger RNA, 1382 nt
Organism: Schistosoma haematobium
Lineage: Eukaryota; Metazoa; Platyhelminthes; Trematoda; Strigeidida; Schistosomatidae
Product: Protein memo1
Exons: 8
Coding region: 372-1268 (298 amino acids)
Source: RefSeq, a predicted model, not a curated record
ACACCUCUUCAAAGGUGACUCGUACAUCCUAGAAAAAGAGUGGAGACGGCCACCCGUGCAACUCCAGAACUCUGGGGUUUACCACAUGAAGGGUGGCUUGAAAAGCUAGACUUCUUUACUCUAUCUUACUUCAGAUUAAGAGGUCAUCACUUCUGGGAACCUGUUAACCGAAGCAGUGAUGUCCGCAUCUUACAUUGACUCAUUCGAGAGAAGACUAGAAACCCAACGAGACAUACUAAGAAAGGAAUAAUAUAGGCCGUAAUUUUUCUGUUCAUACUACACAAGCUUAAUCUAUUGGACGUAUAUGCAAACUUACGAACGUUUUUGAAACAGUUUGGUACUGCUGGCUACAGUAAACCUUCAACAAUCAAAUGAGUUCUGUCGUUAGAAGAGCUUCUCAUGCUGGUAGUUGGUAUUCUUCAGACCGUACUAAGCUUAACAACCAGUUGCAGAAAUGGUUGUCUGAAGUAACUGUUGAUCGACAACCAGCCCGUGCUAUCAUUUCACCACAUGCGGGUUAUGACUAUUCGGGGCCUUGUGCUGCGUUUGCGUACAAACAAAUAGACCCUCGUCACAUUAAACGUAUUUUCGUAUUAGGUCCUGCACAUUAUAUGAGCCUCAGAGGAAAAUGCGCUCUAUCCACAGCGGACUACUUCGAGACUCCAUUGUACUCCUUGUCAAUUGGUAGAGAUGUAUACCGAGACCUCGAAAAAACAGGAGAGUUUGUUAGUCUCACUUUGGACAAAGACGAAGAAGAGCAUUCCAUAGAAAUGCAAAUGCCAUAUAUAGCAAAAAUGAUGGAAGGUUACCAAGGCAAAUUCUCUGUAGUACCAAUUUUGGUAGGAUAUUUGACUCCAGAAAGGGAAGCAGUUUAUGGUCAGAUUUUCUCCCGAUACCUAUCAAAUCUCGAGAACUUCUUCGUGAUAUCUUCUGAUUUUUGUCACUGGGGAAAAAGGUUUCAGUACACCUACUAUGAUCAAAGUAAAGGAGCAAUCUGGCAAUCCAUACAAGCACUUGAUGAAACGGGAAUGGAGUUAAUUGAGCGACUUGCUCCUUCUGAAUUUACAAGUUACUUGGAGCAAUAUGGUAACACCAUAUGCGGACGACACCCGAUAGGCGUAUUACUGCAAAUCGUUACGUAUUUACGCAGGAAUAUGCCCAAUAACAAUUUUAACAUGAAGUUUGUACGAUAUGCACAAUCAGAACACUGUAAUAAUAUGGACCAAUCAUCUGUCAGUUAUGCAGCUGGUGUGCUACAAAUAUCUUGAUAUAAGUAACUUUUCCUGCAUAUUAUAAUAUGUGUAUCGAUGUUUACAUUAAAGUAAAAAUCACAACUUUAGGGAUUGUCAAUUUUACUUCAAUAUAUAACAAACUUUUUCUUA